This is a messenger RNA of Ilex paraguariensis (yerba mate), 1121 nucleotides long. NCBI's taxonomy places the organism in Eukaryota, Viridiplantae, Streptophyta, Magnoliopsida, Aquifoliales, Aquifoliaceae. The record is from the annotation of a GenBank genome assembly.
GGAUCAUUGGCGUCCUUCCCACCUGUUAUGCCUCCUCACUGUAAGUUCAGGAGCAACUUCAUGCACAUUUCUCUUGUUUUUACACUACUAAGACAUUGAUCAGUUGUCCCUUCUUAUUAAAGAGUCAUUCAGUAAAUUGCUCUUAUGCUAAGAGAAUAUUCUGAAAAACUUUGGAAUAUUGGAAUUAGUGUAUGGGUCUUUGGAAUUUUUUGUUUAAAGUUGAAAUAAAAGCAAGUGUAGUUUCACAUUUCACAGCUACGCAUUCCACAUCCAUGGUGAUACAAUGAGAAGGAUUUUGUUGUUGAUUCAAAAGAUAAAACUUUUGACUAGAAGAAAAGGCAAUCAAGCUACCUGCAUGAUGCAGAUCAGUAUAAUCUUGAAAAAAGUGUACUUUAGGGUCCAGAAUAUGAUCCAUAUUAUUGUCAGCCCUAGCUAGGAAGUUAAGACUAGUCCUUUCCAAGAGCUAUAAAAGAGUCUAUCUUUGAGUCUUCUUGCGAAGCUAAGCCAGGUCUCAUAUUUCUCUUAGGAAGAUUACUAUUUCCUUUCAAUAAAUUUUGGUUGAAUUGCACAUUUGUGACUACUUGUAAGUUUCUCUGCAUAUUAUACAUUGAGAUGAAUUUAGAUUUAUUUUCACAAGAUUGGGAAAUAGAUUCUUUUCACAGAAGGUCAAUGCAAUCUUAUAAUGACCAGGUAUUUGUUCACCUGUUUGAAAACCCUUAUGGGGAUUAACAUGUGAACUAUGAAAAUACAAGUUGACUGCUUAACCUCUUGACUGACGUGUGGGGUGGUUGGUGUGAAACUUGUUUGAAUUGUGAUGCUUCUUGCUAGUUUGCAUCAAUGCCUCUGUUACUGCAACAGCUGACCUUUAAGCUGCGCAGAUGGGAGACAUGGUGGAAGCCAUGGUCACAGUGGCUCUCAUCGGCAUGGUAGAGAAAACAGAUUUUCAUCGGAAGCGAUAUCGAGAAGAUGACCGCCAUGGGUCCGAUAUCUCAAAGAGAAGUUCUGACCAGGAAUCUCGGAGAAAUGCAGAUCAUGACUCGAGACCGGAGAAGAAUCCACGUUUCCGUGAAAGUGGCGAUUCCGAGGAUGAGGAGGAAGAUGAUCAGAAGCGACGUCCUUAG